AUGGCCAACAACAACACCUCCUCGCAACGUCUCGGUCAGAUCUCGGCUCACUUGGACAAUUCCAAAAUGUCGGUGUUCCAAAAUGUGCCCCAAGCACCUGCCGAUGUGAUCUUUAGCUUGACGGCUGGUUACAAGGCUGACACCCACCCACAAAAGAUCAAUGUUGGCGUUGGUGCAUUCCGUACCGAUGAGCUGAAGCCCUAUGUCCUUCCUGUUGUGAAAAAGGCAGAUGCUAUCUUAUUCAAUGAUCCCAACCUCGACCAUGAAUACCUUCCUAUUGCAGGCACACCCUCUUACACUCAAGCUGCAAGCAAGUUGAUCCUUGGUGAAAACAGCCCUGCUAUCCAACAAGGCCGUGUGGGUGGUGUGCAAACCAUCUCUGGUACGGGUGCUAAUCAUACGGGUGCUGCUUUCCUCUCUCAAUACUACACCAAGAGUCGCAAGGUCUACAUCUCCAAACCUACUUGGGCCAAUCAUCGUGCUAUCUUUGGAGGGGUUGGUUUUCAAGUUGAAGAAUAUCCUUACUGGGACCCAGAGACUCGAGGCUUGAACUAUCAAGGCAUGCUUCAAUGUAUGCGUGAUGCACCCAAUGGCAGUAUCUUUUUGAUUCAUGCAUGUGCACACAAUCCCACGGGUGUCGAUCCUACUCCUGAGCAGUGGAAGGGUAUUGCAGAGGUCAUGAAGGCCAAGGAUCAUUUCCCAUUCUUUGAUUGUGCUUAUCAAGGAUUUGCAUCGGGUGACUUGGAUCGUGAUGCGUGGGCUGUACGUUACUUUGUCGAUCAAGGCUUUGAAUUGUUCGUGGCUCAAUCCUUUGCAAAGAACUUUGGUCUUUAUGGUGAACGUGCUGGCAAUUUGACCGUGGUGAGCAAAUCUCCUGCCGAUAAGCAACGUGUUCUUUCACAACUUGAAAAGCUUCAACGCGCUGAAAUCUCAAAUCCUCCUGCCUAUGGUUCUCGCAUUGUUGACAUCGUUCUUAACGACCCAGCCCUUUACGCCGAGUGGAAAGAAAACCUUCAAUACAUGUCCAACCGCAUCAUCACAAUGCGUAAGGCUCUUUAUGAACGUUUGGUCGCCUUGGGUACACCUGGCACUUGGAACCAUAUCACCGAUCAGAUUGGCAUGUUCUCCUUUACUGGCUUGAAAGCUCCCCAGGUUAAGGUGCUCAAGGAAAAAUAUCACAUUUACAUGACUGACAAUGGUCGUGUUUCCAUGGCUGGUCUUUCUACACGUAAUAUCGAUUACUUUGCCAAGGCCAUUGACGAUGUUGUACGAAACGUCGCUGUCUAA
Lichtheimia ornata is the source of this 1287-nucleotide messenger RNA. RefSeq lists its product as uncharacterized. Gene Ontology annotation, biological process: L-aspartate biosynthetic process. The record is from RefSeq and is a predicted model, not a curated record. The transcript has 6 exons. Lineage: Eukaryota; Fungi; Mucoromycota; Mucoromycetes; Mucorales; Lichtheimiaceae. Gene Ontology annotation, cellular component: cytosol. Bases 1 to 1287 code for a protein of 428 amino acids. Gene Ontology annotation, molecular function: pyridoxal phosphate binding; L-aspartate:2-oxoglutarate transaminase activity.